UGUGGUUCCACGGGAGGAAAGCACGCCCAGUCACAUUAAAGAAGCCAAACUGUCUGCUUCAAAGAGAAAAGGCAACAUCCUGUCACAAGCCAUGCUCUGGCAAAAAUCCACAGCUCCAGAGCAAGCUCCUGCCCCACCACGGCCAUACCAGGGCGUUCGAGUCAAGGAGCCAGUGAAGGAGCUACUGAGAAGAAAGCGUGGCCAUACCAGCGUUGGGGCAGCUGGGCCACCGACCGCGGUGGUACUGCCCCACCAGCCCCUGGCCACCUACAGCACUGUGGGUCCUUCCUGCCUUGAUAUGGAGGUUUCUGCUUCCACAGUGACAGAGGAGGGAACAUUAUGUGCUGGCUGGCUCUCCCAACCUGCCCCGGCCACUCUUCAGCCAUUGGCUCCAUGGACACCCUACACGGAGUAUGUGUCCCAUGAAGCUGUCAGCUGCCCCUACUCCACUGACAUGUACGUGCAGCCUGUGUGCCCCAGCUACACAGUGGUGGGACCCUCCUCAGUGUUGACCUAUGCUUCUCCACCACUCAUCACUAAUGUCACGCCAAGAAGCACUGCUACACCCGCGGUGGGGCCCCAGCUGGAGGGCCCCGAGCACCAGGCGCCCCUCACCUAUUUCCCGUGGCCUCAGCCCCUUUCCACACUGCCCACCUCCAGCCUGCAGUAUCAACCUCCUGCCCCAACCCUGUCUGGGCCCCAGUUUGUCCAGCUCCCCAUCUCUAUCCCAGAGCCAGUCCUUCAGGACAUGGAUGACCCCAGAAGGGCCAUCAGCUCCCUGACCAUUGACAAGCUUCUUCUGGAGGAAGAGGAAAGCAACACGUACGAGCUCAACCACACCCUCUCCGUGGAGGGCUUUUAGGGCUGGCUUGCAUCUAACAGCUGUUUCACCCAUAACUCAGAUUUUAAAAGCGCUCAAUAGAGCCCAGACUUCUGUUUGAAGUAGCUAUUUCAUAGGCUUCCUUUCUUCCUAGAGCUAAAUUGUAUCCCUUCCUUUCUCCCUUCUUCCUUCCCUCCGCUUCCUUCCUUCCCCACUGCCGUCUUGCUUAUUUCUUAUUUCUCCUUCCAGUUUUCUUCCUCUGGAGCGGCAGAUGAUAGUGGUAUUAUGAACAACGCUUUAUACGGAAUGUCACCAAGUCUGCAGCUCAAGGUUUUCCUUUGGUGGCACAUCAUUGGGGAAGCAACCUUCUUGCAGGUGCCCCCUGCUUCCUGGUAGCAGUAGCUUUAUAGAUCUACUCUAUGAUCCGUUCUGCCAUUCUGAAAUGCACCCCAGUUUUGUUUUGUGUGCUGUUCUCAGCCUUGGCCAGAUGUACUAUCUAAGUGAAUGUUUCUGGUCUGGUUACAGGGGGAUGGGACAGGACCAUCAGGGUGGGUAGGGACAGUGAGUGAGUGAUGGGAGACCGGGCUGAGGAGCAGCAGGACACACAUGUGUGUCUGUGGUUAGAGAGGAAGUGAGGAUGGGCAGGGGAAGGAGUGACCUAACAGUCAGCUUUGAAAAAAAAUACCACUUUAAUGUGGUUUAGCUGUUCUUGUCAGCGAUUAGGAGGAAAGCUGGAUAUGGUACGGAGGAUAAAUGACGAGUCUGCUUAUUUCUGCCUCUCUGCAGGCCCACUAACAUGAUGCCAGCACUUAAAAUACUUCUGUCAGCAUAUUGCCAUAGCAACAGGAAAAGAAACAGGUGAAGCCUAUCAGUGAGGAAGCUCACACUUAGUCCUUCCACGUGGGCUUUUAAUUCCUGUUGUGACUCACCCAGGGCCAUCCUGACGCGUUGCUAUGGAUUCUUGCGCCCACUCACCAGCUGUCUCUGGGGUCCUGAAGUCCUGGUCAGCAGACCCGCUAGCCUUCAUUUUCAGUUUUAUUGCAGUUUUUGCUGGAGAAGCAUAACACUUGCUGUUGAGUGUUUUGCUGUCUCCUUGUGCUUUGCUCCUGAAGGGAAUUGGCCCAUUGUUUACUAAUGAUACCAUCAUUACAUACACACAAGUUUUAGUCUGUAGAAUCCAUGUAGAACCAAUAGAUGUUCUAGAAAAUGACAGUUUCUUUGAUAUCCCACCCCCUUUCUUUCUGUUUUCAAUGAAAACUUAGAGCUACCUGUCUUUUUUUUUUCUUUCUUUCUCUGCUUUGUGUUAUUUUGAUUCAGACAUCUCAUUAUCUACCUGAAGUCCUGGUAUACUUAGCUUGAAUUUGUAAUUCCUCUUUAAUAUUUAGAUUAAAUGCUAGAUCUGAAUGAUAGGUUUACAAUUCUGUUGGUGGUUACCAUGAACAAGAAAGGGAGAGGGAAGCCUCAGCCUAUUUAAUUAAGACCUUGUUGCACUUAAAAACACUAUUUAACAUUUCCCAGCUGCUUGGGAGUUUGAGGCAAUCACAGAGGAGUUAACACUGGGAAAACAAACAAAACAGCAAAGAAAGUAGUGUGAGCAGUUGCUGGGAUUGAAUUGGUGUCUUUUUCGCUUCUUAUCUUGAGACCUCAAGUCUUGGCUGCAGGCAUCCAAACAGAUUUCCUCCAGAGCCUCAUAUGCAACAUUUUCAAUAAAGAUUUGUUAGAUGAC
Molecule: messenger RNA, 2546 nt
Organism: Mus caroli (Ryukyu mouse)
Lineage: Eukaryota; Metazoa; Chordata; Mammalia; Rodentia; Muridae
Gene: Pou2af1
Product: POU class 2 homeobox associating factor 1
Biological process (GO): positive regulation of transcription by RNA polymerase II
Cellular component (GO): RNA polymerase II transcription regulator complex
Molecular function (GO): transcription coactivator activity; POU domain binding; DNA binding
Source: RefSeq, a predicted model, not a curated record